AUGCUGGACGAAAACCUGCCAACGUUCUUCUUAAAGAAUAAUUCGCAGACCCCCCAACAAAGCACAAUCUAUCAUCGCCAACAUGGAAAUGAAGCUGAACCGGCAUAUACCCUCAAAUACCUCGAUCCCACUGCUACAACAUCACAAAACCGAUACGGUGUCGCCCUGUACGAUCCCUACGUCCCGGACAUCGUCUAUGGCGAAGUCGCCGUAAGCCCCGAAUGGACACAACCAAGCUUGUCGGCAGAUACAAUUCGAGCGAAUGGCGGUAAACCUCCACCUCCAGAGCCUAUCCUCCCUACCGAGUUCUCAAUCCAACUCUAUAACCCGGACCAACAAAUCUUGAUCCGUCAUCGGCCCAAGACGUGGAACAAACCAGCACGAUGGGAGUUCGAGAUGCCACAGCGCUCAUUCCGAGUUCCAUCAUCUUCCACACUAGAUCGGACGCAGAGUGAUCCUGCCGCGGCCGACGUGACUCCAAAAUUGCGCUUCAGUUGGCGCAAAGAUGGGAAACUGUCCAAGGAUCUCUCGUGUUUGCUUCAUGGGAAAUCUACCACGAUCGCAGACACCAAGAAUAAAAGUCGGGAGCCGGAUAUUACCGUCGCCAUCUUCCAGAGCCUGAAAGAGUUGACACUCUACGAACCGAAUCUAUACCGCGUGGAAAUGGAGGACUUCAAAGGCUUGGAGGUCGUCUUGUUGCUCGCAGCAGUAGCCAUCCGCGACAUUUUCUUUGGUCCAGCCAAAGAAGCGUUCCACAUCGUUCCGCCGGUGUCCACUGUAACAAACAGCAGACCACAGGCAGCUGUCCCCGGUCGCAAGAGCCCGAAGGCCCAGACCCAGGCAACCGCCGCUAUCCCAGCUCGCAAGCCCGAACCAGCACGACCAUCAAGCUCGAACCCCCAAUCUCCCGCAACGCAGACACGUCGAAAACAGGACGAGCUAGCAGCACAAGAAGAGCGCCGAACCCAAGAUCUUCUUGCAGCGGAGCGACGAGAACAAGAAAAAGCGCGACGGCGGAAAGAGGCGGACGUGGAGAGCGAAACGAAGCGUCUACAGAUGAUUUACGGACAAGAAGAGCAGCAAGUUCGAUUGCAGCGUCCCGAUCCAUCUACUACCUCACGACCAAAUCUUCCAGCCCGUCACACCGUGCCUCAGGGGCCAUACAGCUCGCAUCAGUACUCCCAGUCUCAUGCCUAUCUGGGUCCUCAACACCCUCCACAACCUCCCCGAAAUACUCGUCCACAAUCAUUUUACCCUCAAAGCCAACCGGCCCCUACUUUCGUCAAUAGUCCAUAUCUUCAGAAUCCUGCUCGUCUCGACCCCCGUGCCCAAUCUACUGUCAACUUUGGCCCGCCUCGGCCACAGUCUACUGUAGGGCUGUAUCAGGUGCCUGCUAGUUCUGGAGCGUUGCUGCCAGGACAGCCACCUAGGCCUCAGAUCCAGCCUAAGAAAAGCGGCUUCUUUGGUUUCAGGAGGAACAAGGAGGAGGGUAAUCCUCCAAAUAAGUUGGAUAAAAAGCGGAGUUCUAUGUUUUGA
Penicillium odoratum is the source of this 1536-nucleotide messenger RNA. RefSeq lists its product as uncharacterized. Bases 1 to 1536 code for a protein of 511 amino acids. The transcript has 2 exons. NCBI's taxonomy places the organism in Eukaryota, Fungi, Ascomycota, Eurotiomycetes, Eurotiales, Aspergillaceae. The record is from RefSeq and is a predicted model, not a curated record.